Messenger RNA from Lingula anatina, 5862 nucleotides. RefSeq lists its product as uncharacterized. Gene Ontology annotation, cellular component: myosin II complex; cytoplasm; myosin filament. Lineage: Eukaryota; Metazoa; Brachiopoda; Lingulata; Lingulida; Lingulidae. The record is from RefSeq and is a predicted model, not a curated record. Gene Ontology annotation, molecular function: actin filament binding; microfilament motor activity; ATP binding.
AAUUGAGCUGUACAAAGGCAAAAAGAGGCAUGAAGUUCCACCACACGUGUAUGCUAUUGCUGACACAGCAUAUCGCAGCAUGCUCCAAGAUCGAGAGGACCAAUCUAUUCUAUGCACAGGUGAAUCUGGUGCAGGUAAGACAGAGAAUACCAAGAAGGUGAUCCAGUACCUGGCAUAUGUAGCCGCAUCUCUCAAGUCAUCAAGGCAGUCCACCUCAACUAUACACAGUAUCCAGCCAGGACACACGACAGAGCAUUGGACUGUUCUUCAAGGCGAGUUAGAGCAGCAACUUCUUCAAGCCAACCCCAUUCUAGAGGCCUUUGGCAAUGCUAAGACCAUCAAAAAUGACAACUCUUCACGAUUUGGUAAAUUCAUCCGUAUCAACUUUGAUGCAUCAGGUUACAUCUCUGGAGCCAACAUAGAGUCCUAUCUGUUGGAGAAAUCCCGUGUGAUUCACCAGGCAGAAAUCGAGAGGAUGUUCCACAUAGCCUACCAGCUUCUUGCUGGAGCCACACCUGACAUGAGAAAGGAGCUUCUGCUGGAAGACAUCAGGAAGUACCGCUAUAUCACCAAUGGGCCUAACCCUGUGCCAGGAGUGGACGAUGUGGAGACCUUCAAGGAGACCCUGGAGGCCAUGAACAUCAUGGGGAUGUCUGAGGAAGACAGAUACGGGGUUUUAAGGGUAGUAUCAGCAGUCCUACAAUUUGGUAAUCUAGCCAUACAGAAUGAAAGGAAAUCAGACCAGGCCAUUAUUCCAGAUAACACAGUCGCUCAGAAGAUCUGCCACUUGCUUGGAGUGAAUGUGACAGACUUCACAAGAGCAUUCCUGAAACCCAAGAUCAAGGUGGGCCGCGACCAUGUCACCAAGGCACAGACAAAGGAACAGGUUGAAUUUGCCGUUGAAGCUAUCACCAAAGCAAUUUAUGAGCGCAUGUUCAAAUGGCUGGUGACCAGAAUCAACCGUUCUCUGGACAGAACCAAGAGACAAGGAGCUUCCUUCAUUGGGAUCCUGGAUAUUGCAGGAUUUGAGAUCUUUGGAACAAACUCGUUUGAGCAGCUGUGUAUCAAUUAUACCAAUGAGAAGCUUCAGCAGCUGUUCAACCACACUAUGUUUAUCCUGGAGCAGGAGGAAUACCAGAAAGAGGGCAUCGAGUGGAAGUUUAUUGACUUCGGGCUGGAUCUUCAACCCACCAUUGACCUCAUUGAGAAGCCUAUGGGAGUGCUGUCAUUGUUGGAUGAGGAGUGUUGGUUCCCCAAGGCCACAGACAAGUCCUUUGUGGAGAAGCUGGUCUCUCAACACAACACACACCCCAAGUUCCAGAAAUGUGACUUCAAGAGCCAGGCAGACUUUAGUCUCAUCCAUUAUGCUGGAAAGGUUGAUUAUGCUGCCAAAAUGUGGCUGAUGAAGAACAUGGACCCCCUGAAUGAGAAUGUGGUCAACCUGUUGCAGACAUCCUCAGACAACUUUGUGGCCACUAUCUGGAAGGAUGUUUCUUUUGGCAAGGGAUCAGGGAAGACGGAGAUUGUUGGUAUGGGGAAUGUUGAGGCCUCAGAGACUGCCUUCGGGAACAGAACUCGCAAGGGCAUGUUCCGCACAGUGGGGCAGCUUUACAAGGAGCAGCUCACCAAGCUGAUGACCACACUACGUAACACCAACCCCAACUUUGUCCGUUGCAUCAUUCCAAACUAUGAAAAGAAGGCUGGUAAGAUAGACUCUGGUCUCGUCCUGGAUCAGCUGCGCUGUAAUGGUGUCCUGGAGGGUAUACGUAUCUGCCGUCAGGGCUUCCCCAACAGGAUUGUAUUCCAGGAGUUCAGGCAGAGAUACGAGCUGUUGACGCCCAGUGUUAUUCCUAAGGGCUUUAUGGACGGAAAGAAAGCUUGUGAACUGAUGAUCAAGGCCUUGGAACUGGACCCCAAUCUGUUCAGAGUUGGUCAGAGUAAGAUCUUCUUCCGUGCUGGAGUUCUUGCCCACCUGGAAGAGGAGAGAGACUUGAAACUAACCGACAUUAUCGUGUCCUUCCAAGCGCGUGCCAGAGGUCUACUCGCCAGAAGAAACUACCAGAAGCGCCUGCAGCAGUUGAGUGCCAUACGUGUGAUCCAGAGGAACUGUGCUGCCUACCUAAAACUCAGGAACUGGCAGUGGUGGAGACUGUUCACUAAGGUGAAACCAUUGCUCCAAGUCACCAACCAGGAGGAGAAGGUGCGUCAUGUCGAGGAGGAGCUGCACCACUUCAAGGAACAGUUUGAGAAGAACAAAACUGAUAUGGUGGAACUGGAGAGAAAGCAGCAACAAUUGAUGGAGGAGAAGAAUGUGCUGGCUGAGCAACUGCAGGCAGAAACAGAGCUGUGUGCUGAGGCUGAGGAGUCUCGUGCACGCUUGGCUGCCCGUAAACAAGAAUUAGAAGAGAUUCUCCAAGAUUUGGAAGCCAGAAUAGAAGAGGAAGAGGACCGUGCUAAUCAAACCAUGCAGGAGAAGAAAAAGCUGCAGCAGAAUGUUCAAGACUUGGAAGAACAGCUUGAAGAAGAGGAGCAGGCCCGGCAGAAACUGCAACUUGAGAAAGUUGCAGCAGAUUCCAAAAUCAAGAAAUUGGAAGAAACUGCAGCUGUCAUGGAUGAUACCAACCAUAAGUUAACAAAAGAAAAGAAGUCUCUUGAAGAACGAUUGAAUGAAGUGAUAUCCAACUUAGGCGACGAAGAAGAAAAGUCCAAACAGUUGGGCAAAUUAAAAACCAAAUAUGAAGCUAUCAUUGCCGAUCUGGAAGAAAGACUUAGAAAAGAACAAGAAGCAAGGCAAGAAUUGGAAAGGAUCCGUAGAAGAUUAGAAACGGAACUGAAUGAUAUAAGAGAACAGCUGAAUGAGAAGAAAAUGCAGGUGGAGGAUCUCCAAGCACAGCUAUCGAAGAGAGAUGAAGACCUACAGCAAACCUUGGCAAAGGUUGAUGAUGAAGUCAGCCAAAAGUCGAACUACGUAAAACAGAUCCGUGAAAUGGAGAACCAGGUCCAAGAGAUCCAGGAGGAUCUGGAGGCAGAGAAGGCAGCAAGAAACAAAGCAGAGAAGCAAAAGAGGGACUUAGGGGAGGAACUGGAAGCUCUGAAGAGUGAGUUGGAAGACUCUCUGGACACCACAGCUGCCAUGCAGCAGGUUAGAACAGCCAGAGAGCAAGAGGUGACCUCUCUCAAGAAAUCCCUGGAGGAAGAUCACAAAACCUUUGAACUCCAGAUAGCAGACAUGAGACAGAAACACACCGCCCAGAUAGACCAGCUGCAGGAACAGAUGGAGUCAGCUAGAAGGGCUAAAGCUAAUGUAGACAAAGCUAAGUCCACACUAGAAGCAGAAAACAUAGAUAUGGCCAAUGAGAUCAAACAGCUAUCAACAGCCAGACAAGAAGCGGAAAGGAAGCGUAAGCAGGCGGAGUCUCAGCUCCAAGAGAUCUCGUUGCGUCUUGCCGAGGCAGAACAAGCCCAGGAGGAGCAGGCCUCCAAGCUGUCACAGUUGCAGCAAGAGUCGGAGCAGUCGUCCAGUCAGUUAAUCGAAGCAGACACCAGGGCCUCCCAGCUGUCCAAGCAGGUGGGAUCACUCGAGUCUCAGCUGGCUGAUGCACAGGAACUUCUCAGUGAAGAAACACGCCAGAAGCUGAGCACACAGUCCAGACUGCGUCAAACAGAGGAGGAGAAGGAAAAUCUCCUGGAUCAACUUGAAGAGGAAGAGGAGGCCAAGAAGAACUUGGAGAAACAAGUGGCUCACCUCUCGGCACAGAUGGGCGAGUUGAAGAAGAAGGCAGAAGAGGAUGCUCGUAUAGGAGAAGAAUAUGAGGACUACAAGAAGAGAGUCAACAGAGACACCGAGGCCCUUAGACAGCGCGUGGAUGAACUCACUGCCACCAAUGAUAGGUUGGAGAAAUCAAGGAAGAAGAUGCAGGCUGAGGUUGAGGAUCUCAAUGUGGCCCUGGAGGGACAAAGAGCCACAUACAGCCAGCUGGAGAAGAAGCAGAAGAAGUUUGACCAGAGUUUGGCUGAGGAGAAGGCAGUGUCUGAAAGACUUGGCCUUGAGAAAGAACAGGCUGAGCGUGAGUGCAGAGACAGAGAGACCAAGAUCAUGGGUCUGCAGAGAGAGCUGGAGGAGAUGAGGGACAGAAUGGAGCAGUCUGAACGUCUGCGCCUGCAGCAACAGCGUGAGCUGGAAGAUCUUAUGUCCUCAAAGGAUGAUGUAGGCAAGAAUGUCCAUGACCUGGAGAAGGCCAAGCGUACCCUGGAGGGCCAGGUUGAGGAGCAGCGUAUCCAGAUUGAGGAGUUGGAGGAUGAGUUGCAGGCCACAGAGGAUGCCAAGUUGAGACUGGAGGUGAACAUGCAGGCCAUGAAGGCGCAGUUUGACCGAGAUCUGCAGACCAAGGAGGAGCAGGUGGAGGAAGGAAAACGCAGCUUGGUGAAACAGCUGAGAGAGUUGGAGGCUGAGCUUGAGGAUGAACGCAAGCAGAAGACUGCCGCCAGCAAUGCCCGUAAGAAACUGGAGGGAGACCUGAAGGAUAUGGAACAGCAACUGGACAUGGCUAGCAGACUCAAGGAAGAUGCUGUCAAACAACUCAGAAAAUUCCAGGGCCAGAUGAAGGACUACCAGCGCGAGCUUGAUGAGGCCAACCACCAGAAGGACGAGGCUCUGUUGGCUUCCAAAGAAAAUGAGAAGAAACUGAAGGCUCUAGAGGCAGAGGUUAUCCAGCUCCAGGAGGAACUGUCUUCAAGUGAGAGAAACCGCAAGCAGGCACAGGCAGAGAGAGACGAACUCCAGGAUGAGAUCAAUAACAGUGCUAACAGCAAGAGUGCCUUACUCGAUGACAAGAAGCGUUUGGAGGCCAGAAUUGCUCAGUUGGAGGAAGAAUUAGAGGAGGAACAGAGCAACAUGGAGAUCUUAGUGGACAAGGCUAGGAAGAAUGGGGUACAGAUCGAGCAGUUGACCACUGAGCUGGCUGCAGAGAGAUCGUCCACCCAGAAAUUGGAGAAUGCCCGGAUGUUGCUGGAGAGACAAAACAAGGAGCUGAAGGCCAAGCUCCAGGAGCUUGAGGAGGUCACAAAGACCAGGAACAAGGCCACCAUUGCCGCUCUAGAGAGCAAGAUUGCCAGCAUGGAGGAGAACCUGGAGACUGAAGCCAGAGACCGUCAGGCCCUUGCCAAGUCCAACCGUCGCCUGGAGAAGAAGCUGAAGGAAAUGGUGAUGCAGGUGGAGGAUGAGCGCAGACAUGCUGACCAGUACAAAGAUCAGGUGGAGAAGACAAACUCUCGCGUGAAGCAACUGAAGCGACAGUUGGAUGAGGCAGAAGAGGAAGUGACAAGGCUGAACGCAAAGAGCAGGAAACUCCAGAGGGAACUGGACGAGCAGAAUGAACAGAAUGAGGUCAUGACCCGAGAGGUCACUUCACUCAAAUCUAAAAUGAGACGAGGAGGGCUUGAUAGGGAAUCGAGGACGACAGCACGAUCCAGUCUCCUAAGCUCAUACAGGACCAGCACAGUGCCAUCUACAGCUUCUACUGGGGACAGCGAGGAUGAGAAAGAUGAACAAACAUCACAGGUGGAGGGUAACGGAAUGGCACAGAAUGCUGAUGGUUAGGCUCUGAGCUGGCUUCAUACUCCUUGGCACUCUGACUGAUAUGAAUUCAUAGGAAGACCAUUUGGAAGAUGCUGUCAAAAAAUGGAGACUGAUAUUUCAUAGAGUGUAAUUGAUGCUGAGGAUGAAUUCAUGUUUCUUCAUUAAGGGUGUCACAAGUUAAGUAAAGAGCCUACAUUGGUUGGACUCUGCCAUAUAACUAUGGCAACUUAUGUAAACAUACACAAUAUGUGAUAUAGCAAUUUGAAUGAAUAAGAAGAAAAAAA